AUGAUCGUCAAAAAUCGUUUACCAGUCAAUCAUACAUCUUUACCUGCAGUUUCACAAAAUAGUGAAUCUAAGGCGAGAGACACAAACUCGCGAGUUGAACUGGUACAUUUUGCCGAUAACGAAAAUCCGCCUAUCAAGAAAAAAGCGACUGGGCCUGAUUAUAAUUACUCGAAUGAAUUAAGAGAUAAUGUUAUAGUCAAACCAUCUAUAAACGAAAAAGUUAACGGUAUCUCCCAAACACCCUUACGGGUGAUUGUGGCAGACAUGAUUAUAGAUCUUCCACCCAGCGCAUUGGAAAAUAUUGGAUCGGGUAUAAAAAAUUUUCUUAACGGUGUUUGUAUGCACGAGCUAGAGCAAUUUGAGGGACUUGUUCUAUCUUAUAAUAACAUCGAAUUUUGUGAUAACGGCGGUAUUAUAUUCGAAGAUUCCCCGUAUACGCACUUUUUCAUUCGUGCAGAAUUUCUGGUAUAUAAUGCAUCAGCCGGGUACAGAUUAUUUGGAAAAGUUGCAAAUCAAUCGCUUUCACAUAUACAUCUUUGCCUUUAUGGUCAAUUCUAUGUCAAAGUCCCUCGUCAUCUUAUCCCCCUUGAUGUAUUCUUGUGGAAGGAUAAUGAUGAGUUUUAUGAUGCAAUGUUUCUUGAUCAACAACUCAACCUAGAUAGAAUGUACGCUGAGGGUCAAUGGGUCUUUUCCGACACUGGGGCAAUCAUCAGAGAAGAUUCUUGGCUUGAAUUUGAAGUGAUGGGGGCUGACACGAAUAAUGGACAAUUAUAUCUUAUUGGUUCACUCCUUCACUAUAGUAAGAAUAAUUAUGAUCAAGAUAAUGCGAGUUGUCUUUCUUUGAAAGUAAAGGGGAAAAAAAAGGCUACUUCUGAGGAUGUUAAUCAAAAUAUACAUACAGAUAAGCCUCAAGAUUAUCUAAUAUGA
Messenger RNA from Funneliformis geosporum, 927 nucleotides. The record is from the annotation of a GenBank genome assembly. NCBI's taxonomy places the organism in Eukaryota, Fungi, Glomeromycota, Glomeromycetes, Glomerales, Glomeraceae.